Messenger RNA from Micropterus salmoides (largemouth bass), 2613 nucleotides. It is a transcript of the gene tmem255a, whose product is annotated as transmembrane protein 255A. The transcript is spliced from 10 exons. The coding region runs from base 443 to 1480 and encodes 345 amino acids. The record is from RefSeq and is a predicted model, not a curated record. Lineage: Eukaryota; Metazoa; Chordata; Actinopteri; Centrarchiformes; Centrarchidae.
ACGUUCUUCGGGGGAAAUUGAUUAAACGUAAUUUAACGUUAGGUUAAGUAUCGUUACAUUGCUUUAACGCAUCUACAAGUACGAGGACUGUAGCAGGGUAUCGGUACUUUGCCUUUUGAGUAAGUUACGUGUUUGACAUGCGCACAUACAUCCACCACCAGCAGCAACAACCCACCGUCUGACACCGACACACCGUGAGGACAGAGCCCGACAGACGGAUCAACAUCCGCAGGGAUGUAAAUGAGACGGACUCGGGCUCAGCGGGGACGGAAGGCUAUUGUCAGAGAAUGCCACAGCAAGCGAACACACCGUCUGCGUUAGCUCACGAUUGUACACAGUUAGCUCUCACACAUAUAGCGAAUAAUAUUGAGUCGUGAUUAUUAUUAUUAUUUUUAAUUAUUUGCAAGCGGUCCGGCGGAGUGCGUAAAAUCCCCCAGCCAGCAUGCCCCCUGCUCAGAGCCUGCAAUCCAGCGGACUGACUCUCUCCGAAACAAGCAUGGGUUCCUUUAAGAGGAGGAAGAGGAAAUCCAUAAUAGUGACGGUGAUGCUGCUGAUCGUAUCCGUGCUCAUCCUCAUCUUUGGCCUGGCUGCGACAACCAGGACACAGAACAUCACAGUGGGCGGCUACUACCCGGGAUUCAUUCUGGGCUUUGGCUCUUUUCUGGGAAUUAUCGGUGCUCAUUUGAUAGAGAACAAGAGGCAGAUGUUAGUGGCAUCUAUUGUCUUCAUCAGUUUCGGAGUGGUGGCUGCCUUCUGCUGUGCUAUUGUCGAUGGAGUUUUUGCUGCGAGGCACAUUGACCUCAGGCCUCUGUAUGCUGGACGCUGUGAGUAUCACUACAGUGAGACUGCAUCUGACCGCGAUGUCUCCUGUCAGUCAUCACGCACCUCCUGCAACCUGCGUGUGAAGAGCAACACCUGUUACUGCUGCGACCUCUACAACUGCGGGAAAGAACAUCCUCUUAUGGGACUUCAGAAUAAAGAUGUUUUGAAAAAGUUUAGGAAAUCCUCCAUGAUUUGGAAGCCUAGCCGUGUAGAGGUGAUUGGAGGCUACCACGAAUACACAGAUGUGAAGAGCUGCCAGGACGUGGUGCACCUCUAUCACCUGUUAUGGUUCGCUACCAUCCUCAACAUCGUGGCCCUCUUUCUGGGCAUCAUUACUGCUGCAGUGCUGGGAGGCUUCAAAGACAUGACUCCUGCUGCCUCAGAGAGUGCAUCUGAACCUGAGGCCAUUGCAGCUCCAGUGCCCUCACAGCCUCCUCCACCCACCACUUCCCUCAACUCGUAUUACAACACUGCCCCCUGCCUGCCGCCUUACACUGCCUACGACCUGCAGCAGGGCUCCUACAUGUUCCCAGACUCCUCAGGCCUGUCAGAUGACUCCCAGUCUGGAGCCAGCCACUUGUGGCCCACUUUGAUCCCGCCGCGCUACUCACCUCCUCACAACCACCCUGAUGAGAAGCCCCCACCAUACAGCCCAUAACGUGGCACGAGCACAGAAAGCACCUGGCAUGUUGUUAGAUGCUGAAUGAGCAGUUUGAAUACACAGUCCCUCUGGGCUCUUCCUCACAAUCGUUGAAAACUGUGUCGAAGGAAAGGUGGUGAGGAGGGCAGCCACAGAGUACACACUAACUUUGAGUUCAGCCCUACAAAAGGGAGCGAGUGUUUGUCUCCCUGGGCAUCACUCACACUCAUGCCUUCACUGUUUGUGUGUGUGUUUGUGUGCAUAUACACAUCAAGAGAGAGACAACCGGUUCAAAGCCAGGACUGUUUACACAUCUAUCUGCCUUAAUGCAAAUGGACUUCCAGUGCUGCAGCACUCUGUCACCUGCACUUAUUGUGGUCAAAAACUCUCCAGCUCAUAAUUUAUGUUCACCUCUCUUUAGUACAUAUUGUAAAUGCUUCCCGCCUCGAGUGCGCCCUCACUCUUUGCAGUGUGAGGAUCUGGACUGACCUUGUGUCAGAUUAGAUGAAAGCUUUAGUAUCUGUCACUAAUCUAAAUCAGCAAGAAAAUUAAAAGCUGUAGAGCUGUAGGCCCAAGCAGUCGUUUCACUGUACAUUAUUAAAAGGCAAAGUUAGCAGGUGUUAAGUACUCAUAAUGUAUGUAUAGCAGUGAGACAUACAGAUCGUUUCAGCAGUUAAGCCUAAGUUGUACAAACAGAUCAUGGUAUCUAUAUAUCAACUUUUCUGUUUAUGUUCAUAAAUAUCUCAAUCAGUGUGGUGAACUUUGCACAGAUGUAUUCUUAAGUUAACUAUCACUCGAAACCCUAUUUAUUGUAUUUUCACUAAAAGCUGCAAAGCAGAUAAGCAUAUAUUGUGUCUAUUUGUAAGUAGCCGUAAUUUUACAUCUAUUAGUUGUGUUGUCUUUGUCACGAAUAAACACUGGUACGGUUCAGUAUGAACAGUCAGUGCUGGAUUCAUUGACAGGAGAUGGGACAUUGUGAAAAGUCAAAGUUAAGAACUGUUGUUCACUGAGGAAGAGAAAAGUGUAAAGUCAGUCCAUGUCCACAAAACCAGUCUGUCAGCUUUAAUCACUUUUUAUUAUUUAAAUACAUUCUCAGGGACUGAUUGUCAGUUCCCUUUUGUCUUGCCAUUAAAACAUGUUUUGUGUAAAUU